Orussus abietinus is the source of this 863-nucleotide messenger RNA. RefSeq names its product general odorant-binding protein 72 (gene Obp5). Bases 28 to 543 code for a protein of 171 amino acids. Gene Ontology annotation, molecular function: dibutyl phthalate binding; odorant binding. Lineage: Eukaryota; Metazoa; Arthropoda; Insecta; Hymenoptera; Orussidae. Gene Ontology annotation, cellular component: extracellular region. The transcript is spliced from 5 exons. Gene Ontology annotation, biological process: olfactory behavior; sensory perception of smell. The record is from RefSeq and is a predicted model, not a curated record.
AUCGCGGCCUAGAAGUAACGAAACUCGAUGAAUCGAUUUUUGCCUGCCACCGAAGGAGUCCGAAAAGGGACCAUGAACGAUCCUUCCGAAAAGCGCACCCCGAAGAGGAUGUCGAAGACUCCCCUGCUGCUAUCGACCUUGUUCCUGCUUCUCCUCGCCAUUGACCAAACGAACGGCGCGAUGACCACCGAGCAAAUGCAAACGGCUGCCAAGGGGUUCCGGAGGACCUGCCAGGGGAAAAUCAGCGUGGACACCGCCCUCCUGGACGGCAUGUCUAAGGGCGAAUUUCCUGAGGACAGGAAUCUGCAGUGCUACAUAAAAUGCGUCAUGAAUUUACUCCGUACGAUGCGAGGCAACAAAGUAGACGCCGACAUGCUGGUCAAGCAGGUCGAGAUAAUGAUGCCAGUCGAACGACAAGACGCGAUGAAGCAAGUGAUCCACACCUGUGCGGGGACCCCCGAGGCCGAAGACGCCUGCGUGACGGCAUUCCGGUUCCUGAAGUGCACCUGGGACAUCGACCCGGCCAACUUUUUCUUCCCCUGAAGAAGACCCCGAAGAGGCCCUUUGCUCCAGCUCGAGGACGAAGUGCGAGGCUUACGUGCGAUUAGAAACAAGCACCGAGACAAUUUGCGUUUCGGAGUUCAGAGGGCAAGAUACGCGGGGAAUUACGGAGAAGGCGAGCAAAGGGGUGAUUUCGUGGGGGAGCAAAAGAAAUAGUACUUCGAGUAACCGAGAGCUUCUAAGCUCCUGUACCUCUCGGGGCAAGAGUAAGAGCGAACGGAGGCGAAAGUAAAAAACGAGGAGGCAGAAGAAAGAAUAAACAUGGAAGACGUUAGGUCGCCAUUUGUCGAGCUCCCAGCCUA